CCCCGCGUCUCCCCAGCGGCAGCGAAGGAGUUUGGAAGUUCAAAAUGGCCGCCGCGGCGGAGCCCGAGCUGCGAGCGCCCGAGGUUGAGGAUGCUGAUGCAUCUGAAAGAAGUGUAAAUGAAGAAAAUGGGGAAGUAUCAGAGGCAGACCAACCUCAGAACAAGCACAGCCGACACAAAAAAAAGAAACACAAACACCGAAGUAAACACAAGAAACAUAAACAUUCUUCAGAAGAAGAUAAGGACAAAAAACAUAAACACAGACACAAACAUAAGAAACAUAAACGGAAAGAGGUAGCUGAUACCUCUGACAAGGAAGAUGGACCAGCUAAAAGAACUAAAAUUGAUUUUUUAGCUCCUUUGGAAGACUUGGAGAAACAAAGAGCAUUACUGAAAGCUGAACUUGAAAAUGAAUUAAUGGAAGGAAAAGUCCAGUCUGGGAUGGGAUUAAUAUUACAAGGCUAUGAGUCAGGAUCUGAAGAAGAGGGGGAGAUUAAUGAAAAAGUGCGAAAUGGAACGAGACCUACAGCUAAGUCAAACACUAAGGGGAAAUUAGAACCUGUGGACAACAAAACUAGUUCCAAGAAAGGAAGUAAGAGUGAAUCGAAAGAAAGGACUAGGCACAGAUCUGACAAAAAGAAAGGCAAGGUAGGAGUUGAUGGAAUCAAAGAGAAGACAACUAGAAGCAAGUCAAAAGAGAGGAGGAAAUCCAAAAGCCCUUAUAAGAGAAGUAAAUCUCAAGAUCAGACAAGGAAAUCUAGAUCUCCAAUGCUUAAAAGGCGAUCUCAGGAGAAAAACAGAAAGUCUAAGUCUCCCCCAGAGGAUAGAAAUAAGGCUGAUGAUAAAAGUAAAUCAAGAGAUCGCAGAAAGUCUCCAGUUGUAAAUGAAAACAAAAGCAGAGAUCGUGGCAGAAAAUCUAAAUCACCAACAGAACUAAGAAGCAAAUCCAAAGAUAGACGAUCACGGUCCAAAGAUAGAAAACCUAGGAGAUCAGAGACUGAGAAAGAAAAAAAGCCAAUUAAAUCUCCUUCUAAAGACGCUUCUUCAGGGAAAGAAAACAGGUCCCCUAGACGACCUGGCCGUAGCCCAAAAGGAAGAAGCUUGUCUCCCAAACAACGUGAAAAGUCGAGAAGAAGCAGAUCCCCUCUCUUUAAUGAUCGUAGAUCUAAACAGAGUAAAUCCCCCUCUCGAACUCGGUCUCCAGUUAGAAGAGUGAGGAGUAGAUCUGCAGAAAGGAAAAGAAGAGAAUCAGAAAGGAGGCGUCUUUCUUCUCCCAGAACGCGGACCAGAGACGAUCUUUUGUCUAGACGUGAAAGAUCAAAAGAUGUUAGCCCACCCAGUAGAUGGUCGCCAUCCAGAAGAAGGUCUCGGUCCCCCAUUAGAAGGCGGUCUCGCUCACCCCUUCGACGUAGCCGAUCUCCAAGAAGGCGGAGUAGGUCUCCUCGGAGAAGGGAUAGGGGCCGAAGAAGUAGAUCUCGCCUUCGAAGGAGGUCCAGGUCACGCGGUGGCCAUAGACGUAGGAGCAGAAGCAAAGUUAAAGAAGACAAAUUUAAAGGUAGUCUUUCUGAGGGUAUGAAAGCUGAACAGGAGUCUUCAUCAGAUGAAAAUCUUGAAGACUUUGAUUUGGAAGAAGAGGAUGAGGAAGCAGAGAUAAGACAAAGAAGAUUACAGCGGCAAGCAAUUGUUCAGAAAUACAAAGGCCAGACAGAAGACAGUAAUAUAUCUGUACCAUCUGAACCAAGCAGUCCUCAAAGUAGUACGCGUAGUCGCUCAAAUUCACCAGAUGACAUCCUAGAAAGAGUAGCUGCAGAUGUUAAGGAAUAUGAACGGGAAAAUGUGGACACAUUUGAGGCAUCAGUAAAAGCCAAGCACAACCUGAUGACAGUUGAACAGAACAACGGUUCAGCUCAGAAGAAACUGCUAGCUCCUGAUAUGUUCACAGAAUCUGAUGAUAUGUUCGCUGCAUACUUUGAUAGUGCUCGUCUAAGGGCUGCUGGGUUUGGAAAGGACUUCAAAGAAAACCCCAAUCUCAGGGAUAACUGGACCGAUGCAGAAGGCUAUUACCGUGUUAAUAUAGGUGAAGUUCUAGAUAAACGUUACAAUGUCUAUGGUUACACUGGUCAGGGAGUCUUCAGUAACGUAGUGCGAGCCAGGGACAUGGCAAGAGCAAACCAAGAAGUAGCGGUUAAAAUCAUCAGGAACAAUGAACUUAUGCAAAAAACUGGCCUGAAAGAACUGGAAUUUUUGAAGAAGCUCAAUGAUGCAGAUCCUGAUGACAAGUUUCAUUGUCUACGAUUGUUUAGGCAUUUCUACCACAAACAACAUCUCUGUCUGGUAUUUGAGCCACUCAGUAUGAAUUUACGAGAGGUGUUGAAAAAGUAUGGGAAGGAUGUUGGACUCCAUAUUAAAGCUGUGCGUUCCUACAGCCAGCAGUUGUUCCUGGCUUUAAAGCUUCUCAAAAGAUGCAAUAUCCUACAUGCAGAUAUUAAACCAGAUAAUAUUUUGGUGAAUGAGUCUAAAACAAUAUUAAAGCUUUGUGAUUUUGGAUCAGCUUCGCAUGUUGCAGAUAAUGACAUCACACCAUAUCUAGUUAGUAGAUUUUAUCGAGCUCCAGAAAUCAUUAUAGGAAAAAUCUAUGACUAUGGUAUAGAUAUGUGGUCUGUAGGCUGCACAUUAUAUGAACUUUAUACAGGAAAAAUACUCUUUCCUGGCAAAACCAAUAACCAUAUGUUGAAACUAGCCAUGGAUCUCAAAGGAAAGAUGCCAAACAAGAUGAUUCGAAAAGGUGUGUUCAAAGAUCAGCACUUUGAUCAAAAUCUCAACUUUAUGUAUAUAGAAGUAGAUAAAGUGACAGAAAGGGAGAAAGUUACUGUUAUGAGCACCAUUAAUCCAACCAAGGACCUGUUAGCAGACUUGAUUGGGUGCCAACGACUCCCUGAAGACCAGCGUAAAAAAGUACACCAGCUAAAGGACUUGUUGGACCAGAUUCUAAUGUUAGACCCAGCUAAACGGAUUAGCAUCAACCAGGCUCUGCAGCACGCCUUCAUCCAGGAAAAAAUUUAAACCAGAUGAAGAAGUUCAAAGGGUUUGAGUAAUUAAGAUACAAAGACUGAAGAAAUUUCACAGCAGUUAUUAAUGUAUAUAAACAUAAGAUAUUUCCCCCGCAAAGUUGAGGAAGAAAUGAUACAUUUGAAUUAACAUCAAGGCUGAUAAUUUCUUUUAGAAAUGUUAGAGUAAUUCUGUUUUGUGUCUUAUGUGAAAAUUUUCACUGUAGAACUGUUUUAAUUGCCAAGACUGCACAGAAGUACAAUGCUAAUGUAUAUGGUUGCAGUUCGUAUAUAUUAUAAAAAGAAAAAAGCAUCUGUUAUA
Molecule: messenger RNA, 3368 nt
Organism: Gavia stellata (red-throated loon)
Lineage: Eukaryota; Metazoa; Chordata; Aves; Gaviiformes; Gaviidae
Gene: PRP4K
Product: pre-mRNA processing factor 4B
Exons: 15
Coding region: 45-3062 (1005 amino acids)
Biological process (GO): peptidyl-serine phosphorylation; peptidyl-threonine phosphorylation; mRNA cis splicing, via spliceosome
Molecular function (GO): protein serine/threonine kinase activity; ATP binding
Source: RefSeq, a predicted model, not a curated record